Messenger RNA from Triticum urartu, 2963 nucleotides. Its product is annotated as hyperosmolality-gated Ca2+ permeable channel 2.1-like. Lineage: Eukaryota; Viridiplantae; Streptophyta; Magnoliopsida; Poales; Poaceae. The record is from RefSeq and is a predicted model, not a curated record. Gene Ontology annotation, molecular function: calcium-activated cation channel activity. Gene Ontology annotation, cellular component: plasma membrane.
CAUGGGUAGAUGGUCAGGAGAUCCAAGAGCACAAGGUAGAGGAGGCAGGGGAUGGAAUUUUCCGCCCUUCUGACUUCGGCGGGCAUAAACAUCGCCUUGUGCAUUCUCUAUCUGUCCCUCUACUCCAUCCUCCGCAAGCAGCCGCACAACUUCCGCGUCUACUUCGGCCGGCGGCUCGCCGAGGAGAAGUUCCGGCAGCAGGUGGACUACUUCUCCUUCGAGAGGCUCCUCCCCACCGCCGGCUGGCUCGUCAAGGCGUACUGGUGCACCGAGGACGAGAUCCGACGCGUCGCCGGCCUCGACUCCGUCGUCUUCCUGCGCCUCUUCAUCUUCAGCAUACGCAUCUUCUCCAUAACUACCCUUAUCUGUGUCUUUGGAGUGCUCCCUGUGAAUUACAAUGGCCAAGAAAUGGCCCACACGCGGGUCCCAGCGGAGUCGCUCAAUGUAUUCACCAUUGCAAAUCUCAAGGAAGGAUCAAGCAAGCUUUGGGUGCAUUGUACUGCUUUAUAUGUUAUAACAAUCUCAGCCUGUAUUCUUCUUUUCCAAGAGUACAGGUAUAUCUCAAGAAAGAGAUUAGCACACAUCACUGGAUCAACGCCCAAUCCGGGUCAUUUUGCUGUGCUUGUUCGCUCGAUUCCAAAGUCACACAACGAGCUUCUUGAUGACACCAUCAGGAAUUUCUUUCUUAACUAUCAUGGAUCUAGUUACCUGUCACAUCAGAUGAUCUAUCGAAAAGGAAAGUUGCAGAAUUUUGUGGAUAGUGCCGAGAGGGCUUACAGGAAAUUUGUAAGAGUAAAACUUUCGGCAUUUGACCAGAACAUGCGGUCUAGCUUGAAUAGAUGUGGUCUCUGCGGAGUACAAGCUUCCUCGUUUGAGCUUUACCGCAACAAGUUCGUCGAGGCCAAGAAGUCAGACCUCACUGAUCCAGAAGUAGUCGAGGCUCAAAAGGACUGCCCAGGUGCUAUAGUGUUCUUCAAGACUCGCUACGCGGCAAUUGUGGCCUCCCAAGUUCUUCAGUCUUCGAACCCUAUGCUAUGGGUGACAAAUCUGGCGCCGGAGCCGCGCGACGUCUACUGGUCGAACCUCUGGAUACCCUACAGGCAGAUCUGGCUCCGGAAAAUCGCGACCCUCGCGGCUAGUGUCUUCUUCAUGUUUGUCUUCAUCGUACCCGUCGCGUUUGUUCAAAGCAUGAUGCAGCUGGAACAGCUCAAGCAAAUGUUCCCAAACCUGAGAGGCGCACUCAAGACGUCAUUCUGCGUGAGAGUCGUAACGGGGUACCUCCCCAGCGUGGUCCUGCUGCUGUCCCUGUACACCGUUCCUCCCCUGAUGAUGCGCUUCUCGGCGAUCGAGGGGUCGAUUUCUCGCAGCGGCAGGAAGACGAGCGCGUGCACCAAGAUUCUCAUCUUCAACAUCUGGAAUGUCUUCUUUGUGAACGUGCUAUCAGGGUCCGUGCUCAACCAGCUGAAUGUGCUCACUAGACCCAAGGACAUGCCGUCUAUGCUAGCCGAGCUCGUGCCAAAGCAGGCAACGUUCUUCAUGACCUACGUCCUCACAUCAGGCUGGUUCAGUCUAUGCUCGGAGAUACUGCAGGUGUACAACCUGGUGUACAAUUUCUUCAGGAAAUUCAUAUGUUGCUACCAGGACGAGCCAGAAUACGUCUACUCUUUCCCCUACCACACCGAAGUCCCCAAGGUCCUCAUGUUCAACGUGCUCGGCUUCACGUUCUCGAUCAUGGCGCCUCUCAUACUGCCCUUCUUGCUCGUCUACUUUUGCCUCGGCUACUUGGUGUACCGCAACCAGAUUCUGAACGUGUACUACCCCAAGUACGAGAUGGGAGGGAAGCUGUGGCCGAUCAUGCACAACACCAUGGUGUUCUCCCUGGUGCUCACGCAGAUCAUCGCGCUGGGCGUGUUCACCAUCAAGAAGGCGCCGAUCUCCACGGGGUUCACCAUCCUGCUCCUCAUCGGCACCAUCCUCUUCAACGAGUACUGCAGGCAGCGCUUCUCCCGCAUCUUCAACUCCUUCUCCGCCCAGGACUUCAUCGAGCUGGACAGAGAAGACGAGCAGUCCGGGAGGAUGCGGGAGAUCCACGAGCACCUGCUGGACGCCUACUGCCAGUCGCCCCCGGGCAGCGCCGACGAGAUCCCGAUGGAGAUGAUCAUGGAGGACCCGGCGCAGGAGGCGUCCAACUCGAGCCAGGAGCUCUGCGACACGGUGCAGGAGGUGGCCGGCUCCAUCAUCCAGGAGCACAUCGAGGAGCGGCACGGGAGCUCCAGCGGACGCCGCUGAUGUGCUGCGUUUUGGCUCUCUUUUAUUUGUGCCUUGGCUAGCUACCGGCCGAUCUGUGGCUUACGUACGGUCGAUGAAUCUCGACCUAAUUAUACGUGUAUGUAGGGUGGGUUAGCCCAAGUAGACGACCACGAUGAUGAUUAAGAUGGAGCUAACUAACUGGCUUGUUGGAUCCUAUGUAUGUUGUAGGUACAGGUUUGUUUCGGUUCCCGAGGGUGUCAACUGUGCAGAUUAAUUAGGAACUAAUGGCUUACGAUUUCACCUUCUUAUGAUAACACAAAUGAUGGUAACCUGACACAUUUGUAACGAGCUCGUCGAUUAAAUAUUUCCACUUCCAGUAAUCGCAAAUAUAGGGAUGAAACCACUUCAAGUAAUCACAAAUAUACGGAUGAAACCUGUGCGGAUUUGGAUACGGUUUUGUCGGAUUCGGACAUGAGUAACAGCCUCAAGUCAGAACCACAUAUUGCACAUGCAUACACGGCGAACAUAUUAUAAAUAAAAAACUGCAGCACAACUUAACCGAUGUGCGCAAUUACAUCUUCCAAGACAGCCUUUAUGUACAGAAUACAACCAGUGUAUAAGUUAACAUAUUUAAACUGAAACUAUACACAAGAUGAGCAAGUAGUAAUACUUAUGCACAUUCAACACACAAAAACAGUGGAACAUAGGAAGCA